Molecule: messenger RNA, 977 nt
Organism: Hyposmocoma kahamanoa
Lineage: Eukaryota; Metazoa; Arthropoda; Insecta; Lepidoptera; Cosmopterigidae
Product: carbonyl reductase [NADPH] 1-like
Exons: 1
Coding region: 24-920 (298 amino acids)
Molecular function (GO): oxidoreductase activity, acting on the CH-OH group of donors, NAD or NADP as acceptor
Source: RefSeq, a predicted model, not a curated record
UUGUAAGCUGUCGACCCAGAAACAUGUCUGACAAAGUAGCUGUGGUUACCGGCUCAAACAAGGGCAUAGGAUUUGCCACUGUACGAGAGUUGUGUCAAAGAGGAGUUGGAACUGUGUACUUAACAGCAAGAGAUGUAACAAGAGGUAAGGAAGCUGUAGAAAAACUUAGAAAAGAAGGUCUGAAUCCACUGUUUCAUCAACUAGACGUGACUGAUAGAAAUAGCGUUAAAGUUUUCGCUAAUCACCUGAAAGAAAAGCAUGGAGGAUUAGAUAUUUUAAUCAACAACGCUGGAAUUCUCGUUAAAGAUUUAUAUAAAACAACUUACGAAGACGCUAACCACGUGAUUGACGUAAAUUAUAGAAGUUUAUUUAUAAUUCAAGAAUUCCUAUUUCCUAUUCUAAAAGAUAACGCUAGAGUGGUGAAUGUUUCAAGCGAUUGCGGUUUUAUUUCUCACAUUAAAAAUCCUUAUUGGGUCCAACGCCUCACCAAGAAGGAUAUCAAAGCAGCAGACGUGAACGCUUUCGUUGAUUGGUUCCUGGAUUCAGUUAAAAAUGGGACUGUGAAGAAAGAAGAUUUCGAAGAAAUGGAAAUGCUUGCUUACAGAAUUUCAAAAGUAGCUGUCACUGCGUUGACAAGAGCGCAACAAAAUGAAAUUAACCGAGGAAUCUCCAUCAAUUCACUAAACCCUGGGUACGUUCAAACAGAAAUGAAUAAAAACGUUGGAUAUAUACCUUUGGAAGAAUCAGGAAAGGCUCCUGUUUAUUUAGCUCUUGAUGUUGACCAAUCAGUAAAAGGAAAAUACUUCUGGUACGAUAAAACUGAGAAGGACUGGGAAAAUCCAAGUUUGCAGUUGCACAGCAGAUUUGACGAAUACGAACAAACAUUGAGGGAGGCUGGAGUUUUGUCAUUAUUUGGUUGAGAAGAUCUAUAUACAACAAUUUUAUUAAAGUAAACAAUAUGCAACUUAUAUUAAACA